This is a messenger RNA of Radiomyces spectabilis, 1567 nucleotides long. Its product is annotated as vacuolar membrane protein-domain-containing protein. Gene Ontology annotation, cellular component: membrane. The transcript is spliced from 4 exons. The record is from RefSeq and is a predicted model, not a curated record. The coding region runs from base 184 to 1218 and encodes 344 amino acids. NCBI's taxonomy places the organism in Eukaryota, Fungi, Mucoromycota, Mucoromycetes, Mucorales, Radiomycetaceae.
CUUCGGCCAAUUCAAUUCCCGACCGAGCUGGGUCGAAGCUGGAAAAACUUGCUCGGUUGGGCUUCUGCCUUUUUUUUUCGCUUUCACCAGAGACUUUUUUUUACCCUCCAUCUUGUGUACCCCCCGAACGCACGCCAUCUAUCUAUUCGACUAAGCGAUCUUUCAUAAAUCACCUUCAUCGUCAUGCUCACCGUCAGAGACAUUCCUCCUCUUGACGAUGACGAAGCAGGUUGCAAACUGCUCGUUCCAUUCUCGCUCUUUAUCCAACUGUGUCUCGCCGGAGCCGCGUUCUCCACACUUAUCAUUAAACGCCAACGAGAAAGCCCGCAACGGCCUGUACGGAUAUGGGCUUUUGAUGUGAGCAAACAGUUGGUAGGCGGCCUUGUUAUUCAUACUCUCAACGUACUGGCAUCGUACAUCUCUGGCUCCGAAGAAAGACCCUCCAAUCCGUGUGUAUGGUACUUUUUACAUAUCCUGGUGGAUACGACGUUUGGCGUGGGGGUUAUUUGGGCGAUCUUGAAAAUGGUGAAAAUCAUUACCAAGCGGUUCCACUUGUCAGGAUUUGAAAGUGGUGUUUAUGGCGAUCCACCACUGUGGAGACAGUCGAGACGCUGGUUCAAGCAACUGUUGGUAUAUAUCAUGGCAUUGAUCAUGAUGAAGGUGGUGGUUAUGACACUGUUUGUGGUGUGUCCUUGGAUCGAGAAUCUCGGCAAGUGGGCGCUUCAUUGGACUUUGGGCAACUAUAAGCUGCAAGUUGUCUUUGUCAUGCUAAUUUUUCCCUUGGUCAUGAAUAUCGUCCAGUUCUGGAUUGUCGAUGUCAUUGUGAAACACAAGGUGGAUCAUUUUAUUCGCUUACCAGCCGACGAUGACGAUCAGGAUGUGCUCAUCCCUAUUGAAGACGAGGACGACGACGUCAAUCACAAUGACAACAAUCACCAUGUUUCUGACACGGUUGGUCACAGCAAUACCGGGUCACGGCUACGUCGAUUGUCGUCGGGCACGGCCGCUUCAAUCAAGUCAGCCGCGAGCGGAUUCUAUCGUCAAAACUCCACUUCCACGGCGCCUGUUCCGUGGAUCGAAGAUCAAUAUGCCAACGUAUGGAACGAAUCCGAUUCUCAUCUACCAUCGCACAACGAUUUAUCGUCUCCCACAUUACAAAAAUCGCUUUCAGAUGAAAGUCUGUACGAACUACGUACAAGCAACAACCAUGUACCCUAAAACCUAUUUCGCUAUGUCAUGUAUUUAUUCCAACUCUCUUUUACUUCCAACUCAAUUUGUAAUUUAGUCAAAAACUCCUCUUGCUUUUCUUUCUUCCUCUUUACGGGUUGCUUUCGUUUCCCGGCUUGUUCUCCUCCACCUAACCCCUAUCACCUUUCCAGCGUUUCUACCCUCUAAACCCGUGUCAUCCGCCACUUUUUGAUAAUAGUAUAACAAAUACCUUCAUCACCUCUUCAAUAAGAAAUAUCAAACAAAAAGGAAAAAGCUCGAGACUUUUUUUUUUUUUUUUUUUACAUCAUGAUCAAAAGUCAAUGUUUUUUUUUCUUACAAAAGAAUGUCUUCUUUUUCC